AUUACUGGCUGCGUUCGGCAUUCUUCGGCCGUCAUCCGAAUCGCUGUUCGUUGUACGCAAACCAAGAUUGCCGAACUCGUCAUUCGUUCAGCUGAAAUAAGCGGGUUAGCCGGCGAACUGAUUCUAUAGUCUCUACCACUGUUUCAUAGUUUCCUUUGAGCACCACACGGCAGUAAAAAAAAUACAAAGUGUAAAAAUGUUUGUACAAACCGCCUCACGUAUCGCUCCAGUUGCAAGAACCGCUCUCAGCGGCUCAUUCAUGCGACCAUUGAGCAGUGCUGUCAUCAGCCAAAGUCAAACAUUAGCUGCUCAAAACACAACCCCAGUGGCCCUUCUCCCACAAGUUCGGUCAUUCCAAACUACAGCCGUGACUCGCGAUAUCGAUUCCGCCGCCAAAUUCAUUGGUGCUGGUGCCGCUACCGUUGGUUGUGCUGGCUCAGGUGCUGGUAUUGGAACAGUUUUCGGAUCUCUCAUCAUCGGUUAUGCCAGAAAUCCAUCACUUAAACAACAACUUUUCUCCUAUGCCAUCUUGGGAUUCGCUUUGUCCGAAGCCAUGGGUCUUUUCUGUCUCAUGAUGUCGUUCUUGUUGCUCUUCGCUUUCUAAGGAGUUCAUCAUUAGUUUUCUAAUUCAACAACAAAAACAAAAACAAAAACAAAAACAAAAGAAUCAAUACGCAUCCGAAUAACAAACAGAAAACCAACAAUAAAAGCAGAUUAACAAACAUCCGAACAGAAAAAAAAAUUGCAAAAAGAAGAUGAGAGAAAAAAAAAGAAAAUGAAUACAGAAAAGAUCUAAAUCAGCAUCAUUCGGCCGUUUAGUAAUCGCAUGCAUAUGGACAUCGGCAGAGGCGAAUCGAACGGGAUACACUGAGUCAGACACUGUCAAAAUGUAGACCGUUUUAAAAAACAAACGAAUUCGAUAUUUGUUCAAACAAAAAAAAAAUUCAGCCUGUUAUUUUCUGUUUAAAUUCAAAUUAAACCUGAAUAAAAUGAGAAUCGAUUCGAAUAGAUAACA
Messenger RNA from Sitodiplosis mosellana (orange wheat blossom midge), 1015 nucleotides. RefSeq names its product ATP synthase lipid-binding protein, mitochondrial (gene ATPsynC). Gene Ontology annotation, molecular function: proton transmembrane transporter activity. Gene Ontology annotation, biological process: proton motive force-driven ATP synthesis; proton transmembrane transport. Bases 197 to 604 code for a protein of 135 amino acids. The transcript has 4 exons. The record is from RefSeq and is a predicted model, not a curated record. Lineage: Eukaryota; Metazoa; Arthropoda; Insecta; Diptera; Cecidomyiidae.